Laccaria bicolor S238N-H82 is the source of this 1137-nucleotide messenger RNA. RefSeq lists its product as uncharacterized. Gene Ontology annotation, molecular function: NADP binding; aspartate kinase activity; homoserine dehydrogenase activity. NCBI's taxonomy places the organism in Eukaryota, Fungi, Basidiomycota, Agaricomycetes, Agaricales, Hydnangiaceae. The transcript is spliced from 3 exons. The record is from RefSeq and is a predicted model, not a curated record. Bases 1 to 1137 code for a protein of 378 amino acids. Gene Ontology annotation, biological process: aspartate family amino acid biosynthetic process; L-homoserine biosynthetic process.
AUGUCUACACAAAAACCUCUCCUAGUAGCCGUAGUAGGCGUCGGCCUCGUCGGCUCCGAAUUCAUCUCUCAACUCCUCUCAAUCCCAUCACCCUCCCCACUCAAACUCAUCUCCUUAACUUCCUCCACACGCACACUCACCCUCGACCCCAACUCAUCCUCAUCUUCCGCCCCCCAACUCAAAAAUGAAUGGAAGUCCCUCCUGUCUUCGUCUUCCCUCCCCGCAGACCUCCAAAGCCUCACUACACGGCUCACAACCCUCGUCUCCCAAGACAAAGAACGUGUGAUAUUGGUGGAUAAUACCUCCUCCGACUCCGUGGCAGCUUUAUACCCCACCUGGCUAGCACAAGGCAUCAACGUCGUCACCCCCAAUAAAAAGGCGUAUUCUGGGGACGUACAGCUCUGGAAAGAUAUCUUGGAAGCAAGUAGUAGUCAGGGUGGGGGGCGGUACUUGAAUGAAGCGACCGUUGGUGCUGGGCUGCCUGUUAUAUCGACGUUGAAGGAAUUACUUGGGACGGGGGAUAAGAUCAUCAAGAUCGAGGGCGUUUUUUCUGGGACGAUGAGUUAUAUUUUCAAUGAGUUUUCGACGGGACGUGAAGGUGGACCGGCGUUUUCUGCUGUUGUUGGUGUUGCGAGGGAGAAGGGGUAUACGGAACCACACCCAGCAGACGACCUAAACGGGUUCGACGUAGCACGUAAACUGACCAUCCUCUCGCGCAUCAUAUCCUCUUUCCCCACCUCCUCUCCCUCCACCUUGCCACCACUCCAAUCCUUCAAAUCCGUCAAAACAGCCUCACUCAUCCCCCCCGAAUUAGAAGGGAUACCCACAGGCGACGAGUUCCUCGCCCGUCUACCUGCGCAUGACGCGCAGUUCGCCAAGUUGAGGGAAGAAGCGAGUAAGGAGGGGAAGGUGCUUAGGUUUGUGGGCGUUGUGGAUGUGAAAGGGGGGGAGGUGAGAGCUGGGUUGGAGAAGUACCCUACUACCCACCCAUUCGCGACGUCUCUUGGCGGGUCCGAUAAUAUUAUCAUGUUCCAUACGGAGAGGUAUAGCCCUAGACCAUUGAUCAUCCAGGGUGCUGGUGCGGGUGCGGCGGUUACUGCUAUGGGAGUUUUGGGCGAUGUGUUGAAGUUGGUUUAA